This is a messenger RNA of Ochotona princeps (American pika), 1204 nucleotides long. Its product is annotated as aldo-keto reductase family 1 member C15-like. Gene Ontology annotation, cellular component: cytosol. The record is from RefSeq and is a predicted model, not a curated record. The transcript is spliced from 9 exons. Gene Ontology annotation, biological process: steroid metabolic process. Lineage: Eukaryota; Metazoa; Chordata; Mammalia; Lagomorpha; Ochotonidae. Gene Ontology annotation, molecular function: steroid dehydrogenase activity; ketosteroid monooxygenase activity; aldose reductase (NADPH) activity. Bases 72 to 1046 code for a protein of 324 amino acids.
AACAACAGUGGAGGCUUGUUUCUACGCGCCCCACAGAAGGACAGCAGCAGAUCAGCUGGGUGUGGAGCAAGAUGAAUCCCAAACACAGUCACUCUGUGAAGCUGAAUGAUGGAAACUUCAUGCCAAGGCUUGGAUUUGGUACUUUUGCUCCUGCAGAAGUGCCAAAAAGCAAAGCAUCCGAGUUCACCAAAAUAGCCAUUGAGGCUGGUUUCCGUCACAUUGAUGCAGCACUCGUAUAUGAAAAUGAGGAGGAGGUUGGAGCAGCUAUUCGAGAGAAGAUUGCUGAUGGGACUGUGAAGAGAGAGGACAUAUUCUACACUACCAAGCUUUGGGCUACAUAUUUUCGACCAGAAUUGGUUCGUACAGCCCUGGAACUAUCACUGAAGAAACUUCAAAUGGACUAUGUUGAUCUUUUCAUCAUACAUUUUCCAGUUGCUAUGAGGCCUGGGGAUGAACUUCUACCAAUGGAUGACAAAGGACAAUUUAUUUUAGAUUCAGUGGACCUUCGGGACACAUGGGAGGCUUUGGAGAAGUGCAAAGAUGCAGGAUUAACCAGGUCCAUUGGGGUGUCCAAUUUCAAUCGCAAGCAGCUGGAGAUGAUACUGAACAAGCCAGGACUCAAGUACAAGCCCACCUGCAACCAGGUGGAAUGUCACGCUUACCUGAACCAGAGCAAACUCCUGGAGUACUGCAAGUCCAAGGACAUCGUUCUGGUUGCUUACAGUGCCUUGGGAUCACACAGGGAUCCGAACUGGGUUGAUCCAAAUAGUCCACGUCUGUUGGAAGACCCAGUAUUGAAUGCCAUUGCCAAGAAACGGAAUCGUGGUGCAGGUCAGAUUGCCCUGCGCUACCUUCUGCAGCGAGGAGUGGUGGUUCUGGCCAAAAGCUUCAAUGAGAAGAGAAUCAAAGAGAAUCUUCAGAUUUUUGAGUUUGAAUUGACUGCAGAGGAAAUGAAAGAAAUCGACGCCAUCAACAGCAAUUUGCGAUAUUCUAAGUUUCUGUAUGCUGUGAAUCACCCUAAUUAUCCAUUUUCUGACGAAUACUGACCAUGAAGAAUGGAACAUUACUACCAGGACAUCCUCUUUCUCGACAUUGUAAGCAGCAUUUGUCUUUGGUAGAUGUGACAAAUAAAGAAAUAAGCAGUGUCUCUAUUUCAGUUAGAUUGCCUUGUGAUAUCAUGAAAUAUUAAAGAUUUUAACAUAAA